UAAGUGAUGGCUCGUACUAAGCAGACAGCUCGCAAGUCCACCGGUGGCAAAGCGCCGCGUAAGCAAUUGGCGACGAAAGCUGCGCGGAAGAGUGCUCCGGCCACCGGAGGUGUGAAGAAGCCUCAUCGUUACCGCCCGGGAACCGUUGCCUUGCGUGAGAUCCGUCGUUACCAGAAAUCGACGGAGUUGCUGAUCCGCAAGCUGCCUUUCCAGCGCUUGGUUCGUGAAAUCGCACAGGAUUUCAAGACCGAUCUGCGCUUCCAGAGCUCCGCCGUAAUGGCUCUGCAAGAGGCCAGCGAAGCCUAUCUCGUAGGCUUGUUCGAAGACACGAACUUGUGCGCCAUCCACGCCAAGCGCGUCACGAUCAUGCCCAAGGACAUCCAGCUGGCCCGCCGUAUCCGUGGCGAGCGUGCGUAA
This is a messenger RNA of Anopheles bellator, 417 nucleotides long. RefSeq names its product histone H3. Gene Ontology annotation, cellular component: nucleosome. The record is from RefSeq and is a predicted model, not a curated record. Lineage: Eukaryota; Metazoa; Arthropoda; Insecta; Diptera; Culicidae. Bases 7 to 417 code for a protein of 136 amino acids. The transcript has a single exon. Gene Ontology annotation, molecular function: protein heterodimerization activity; DNA binding; structural constituent of chromatin.